UCACUGCUGAAGACAACAGUYAUUUUUUAAUAAGCACAUUUACAAAGUGUAGUGGCAAACACAUCUGUGCUUUUAUUUUUUCCCCUGGAUGAACUGUACUGAGUCCUUUGRUGUCUUAACAGGUUUGACAGAUACUAUCUAAAUUUAAAUUAUAAUUUGAAAAAUUAACAUACCAAAGAAAAAUGUAAGGUUUUUAUGUUUAGGAACAAUAAGAAGUUCGUCACACUUACUGAUGAUCUAGGCUGAUUUAUUUAUGAGUCUGGAGAUAAGGCUCUUAUUAUGAAAAAUAAAUGUGCCGGAAGUGUUCCGACUGAUGCUGCCCGUUUGAACACAGACGAGCCAAAAUGGCAGAAUACCUCGCAUCUAUUUUUGGGACAGAAAAAGAUAAGGUGAAUUGCUCUUUUUAUUUUAAAAUUGGUGCCUGCCGACAUGGGGACCGCUGCUCCAGAUUACACAACAAGCCAACAUUUAGCCAGACGAUUGCCCUGCUGAACAUUUACCGGAACCCUCAGAACAACACUCAGUCUCUGGAUGGUCUGACCUGUACUGUCAGUGACAUGGAGAUGCAGGAGCACUAUGAUGAAUUUUUUGAGGAAGUCUUCACAGAGAUGGAAGAAAAGUACGGAGAAGUGGAAGAAAUGAACGUCUGUGACAACCUCGGGGACCACCUGGUUGGAAAUGUGUAUGUGAAGUUUCGGAACGAAGAAGAUGCUGAGAAGGCUGUGAUAGACUUGAAUAAUCGCUGGUUCAAUGGGCAGCCCAUCCACGCUGAGCUCUCUCCUGUCACAGACUUCAGAGAGGCCUGUUGUCGCCAGUAUGAGAUGGGAGAAUGCACUCGUGGAGGUUUCUGUAACUUCAUGCAUCUGAAACCCAUUUCACGUGAGCUGAGGAGAGAGCUGUACGGGCGUCGCAGGAAGGGCCGCCACAGGUCUCGCUCCCGAUCACGAGACAGAGACCGAGGUCGAGGAGGCGGUCGCGACCACGACAGGCGUCGUCCCAGAGACAGAGAGCGUUCAGGACGGUUCUGAGCCUAAAACCAGGACUUCUGCUCACUCCUCUAUUCCUGAAUCCAUCACUGUCCUUUUUUUUUCUUUCUAAGUUUCUACGCAAACAUUUGUUCUAGGAAUAACUGAAAGGCAGUCAAWAUGAGGCUUUGGCAGUGUUGUUUUAAACUGAUUUCUGAAAGUAAAUUUCACCUCAAUAUUAAAAUAAAUGUUUUCUUAACAAAACUAA
Austrofundulus limnaeus is the source of this 1233-nucleotide messenger RNA. Its product is annotated as splicing factor U2AF 35 kDa subunit. The transcript has 8 exons. Gene Ontology annotation, cellular component: U2AF complex. Gene Ontology annotation, molecular function: metal ion binding; RNA binding. The coding region runs from base 345 to 1028 and encodes 227 amino acids. The record is from RefSeq and is a predicted model, not a curated record. Gene Ontology annotation, biological process: mRNA splicing, via spliceosome. Lineage: Eukaryota; Metazoa; Chordata; Actinopteri; Cyprinodontiformes; Rivulidae.